AUGGGCGCCCGCAAUCUCAUUCCCCUCAUCCUCCUCCUCGUCUUUGUCGGCGUCAUUGCCGCGGUCGGAUUCGUCGUCUACAGCAUCGUCCAGGAUGUAGGCAAAAGCACGCGCGAAAAGAUGGAGCGCAAGAAUAUUGCUUUCACAAAGGAUGGCAUGAAAGUGCAAGUAAGGGAGGUCAAGGAUGAGGCCUACAAGGACCGGACCCAGAGCGUCCUGUACAACAUGUGGAACCACACUUCCUUCCCCGCUUACAAGAGCCGGCUGUGGGAUAUGACUGGCUCGUCUUCGGAGCAGAAGGAUGAUGAGAAACGCAAGUAG
This is a messenger RNA of Penicillium mononematosum, 321 nucleotides long. RefSeq lists its product as uncharacterized. The coding region runs from base 1 to 321 and encodes 106 amino acids. The transcript is spliced from 2 exons. Lineage: Eukaryota; Fungi; Ascomycota; Eurotiomycetes; Eurotiales; Aspergillaceae. The record is from RefSeq and is a predicted model, not a curated record.